AUGAAAGGAAGGGGAGGACGGAAGGCGGGAGGCAAGGAGAGAGGGAACGACGGUAGAGAGGGGUGGGACGAGCAUCAUGAGCUUCCACCCGACGGGCUGGAAGCUCUGUGGAGCAACAGAUAGCAGAGCGGGAGGCAAAAGAAGAAGGGAGAAGUCUGCUCUCUCUCUUAACCCCUCCAUCUCUACAACAUCUCUCCUUCUCUCCUCCUCCUCCCAUCUGACGCAGGGAGCCCCAAGUUUCAGGUUUUUCCUCUCUCCUCCUUCUUGCUGCGCACACUGCGUUUUCUUUGCACUGGUGAUUGUAAAGCACGAGAAACGAAGACUGAGCGCGACGGCACGCUAGAGACACCUUACGGGAAACAGAAAUGCGGGGAUUGCUCCCCUCGUCAGUUUUAUCCUUGCACCACCACCGAGGACUCGCAGGUUCAACUACAUCUUCGUGUUGACACGAGCUCAGGCGUGCAUGGUUCCGUGCGGCGCACAGAUGGAGCUGUGCGCUCCGAGUGUGAGUGAGAGCUCAGCUGAGCGUGUGGCAGCGUUGUUACCGGAUACCUGCUGCUGCAGUGCCUCCCAAAUGUGAAGAUGAAAAGUUCAAAACAACAUGUGACGGGUUAUCACUUCAAAGGAAAUCCAAAAGAGGCAAAGCGUGGUGUUACUUCCCCGCCUUCUUUUCUUCAUCAGCGUGCGUCCAGGAUGGAUCCCGUCUGGCUUCUCCUCCUGCUGCCAUCCGUCCUCAGAGCGCAGAUGGCUUCAGAUUUCCCAUCAGGCGUCACAGUGGAGACGAGCAACAGCACUGACUCAUUGACAAACAAUACAAGAACUUCAGAAAACUCCACCAGCCCCUCCACUUCCUCCACUGCUGCAGAGCCUUCGGGGUUUUCCACUUCAGAAGCUCCCACAGAAAUAGAGGAUGACUGGUCACCGGCAGAGACAUUUCUGUACACCGGAGACCCCUCGACUCUGGUAGCGGGCCGUUGUUCACGGGCGUAUAGCACCCGUGGGCAGAUGGGACCCCUGCCCCUCAGCUUCACCGCCCCCCUCAGGCCAGCUAUGGAUGCACUAGCCAACACUGCCAACUUUCUUAACAUGAUCUUCCAAGCUAGUGACCUGCAUGAGAGCACGGUGCAAGAGGAUAUGGAGUGGUACCAUGCCCUGGUCCGUGCCCUUCUAGAAGCUGAUGUGCUCAUCCGGCGGGCCCUGUUUACGUUUGAUGCCGACCCAACUGCCCAGGUGCCGCAGCUAGUGCUCCAUGCAACUCGCAGCCCAAUGGCUAAGGUGCAGACAAUCAUCCUCCAGGACUUAUCCAAGGCAUGGGAGAGCCUGCACCCACCUGCCCCUGCCCCUGAUGACAGCUGGUUCAGAAAGCUGAAAUUCCCAGAGUCCAGCCAGCCAAUUACAGCCCUGUCCAAACGAGUGCUCCUCAAUGACCUCAACACCUUGGACACACCUAAGUGGGGGCAGGGUGACAGCUAUGUGACCAAUCGCAGUGGGGUACGCUGGGAUAGUGCUCCUUUUCUGGACUGUAUGGAUGAACGCUUUGUGCCUGGCUGGAUGCUCACACUCUCCACCUCCUUCUUUGGUCUCAAGCCUGACCUGACACCAGAAUUCAGCUCAUGGUUCUGGCGACGCUGUCGCUGUAAAGAAGGAUACUACAGCCCUGACGUAUCGCCUCAGGACUCAGAUGGAGCCCCUGUGAAUGAGAGUGACAGCAAUGGUAUGUGUUACCCGAACAUGCCCAUCUGUCUCCCCUGCUGGCCGGGCUGUAAGAGCUGCCAGGACGGUACCCCAUGCUGGGUGCAGGAGGACUGGCUUCUUAGGUCUGGUGUGCUCGCCAUCCAGGGGGUCUUCAUGCUCCUCAUUUUCAUCAGCAUGCUGGUGGUCUUUAUCAUGUACUUCAGGCCAAGCACCUUCAGGUGCAUCCUGCUCCGCUGGGUGCGAAUGCUCGGUUUCUCCAUUGUCUACGGCACAGUCUUUAUCAUGUACUUCAGGCCAAGCACCUUCAGGUGCAUCCUGCUCCGCUGGGUGCGAAUGCUCGGUUUCUCCAUUGUCUACGGCACAGUCACACUUAAGAUGUACAGAGUACUGAAGGUGUUCCUGUCACGCACAGCCCAGAGAAUGCCCUACAUGUCCAGCCUCCAUUUACUGAGAAUUCUGGGAGUGAUGCUGAUGACAGUCAGCUGGUUCCUGUGUGCAUGGACGGUGGGUGUUAUGCAGAAUCGUGACAGAAACAUUCCAGUCUUCAUCACAACCAACACACCUGAUGGACAGGGCUUCAACAUGUGUUACCUUGACCGUUGGGACUACAUGAUGGCUGUAGCUGAGCUUCUGUUCCUGUGCUGGGGGAGUUCACUGUGGACUGCUGUAAGGCCAGUACCCUCAGCUUUCCAUGAACCUCGUUACAUGGGCAUCGCCAUCCACAAUGAGCUGCUUCUCUCCUCUCUGUUCCACCUGUUCCGAUUUACCUUUCCAUCUCUUCAUCCUGAUUGGAUGCUUCUGCUCUCCUUCACACACACCCAUGUCACCAUCACUGUGACACUCGCCCUGCUCUUUGUUCCCAAGUUCCUUUAUGUAUCCAAACCUGGGAGAGAGGAGAUUGCAGCAGAGGUGUAUGAAGAUGAAGUUGAUCUGCGGCGCUCUGGCUCCUACCUCAACAGCAGUUUUCGCUCUGCAUGGAGUGAGCACAGUGUGGACCCUGAUGACUUUCGGGAUGAACUGAAGAAAUUAUAUGCCCAGUUAGAAGUCCACAAGACAAAGAAGAUGGCUGCAAACAACCCUCAUCUACCUAAAAAACGAAGCUCUCGAUGUACACUGGGGAGAUCCCUUAUAAAACGCAUAGCUGAAAUCCCAGAAACGAUGAGCCGCCAGUGCAGCCGUGAAGAGAAAGAUGGAUCCUUCCGCAGUAGAAGUGGGAAUCAUUCUGACUCUUUUAGAAGGUCUACAGAGACGGUCAGUAUCAGUUACAGAAGUUCAAUGAAGUCAGCAUCUCUAUCACCAUCACCAUCCAUGCGUAAGUCGCAAAGUGAUCAUCACUAUGUCAGGGAACGAGACUCUUUGCACACCUCCACAUUAAGGGCCAAUAUUGUGAAGAGAUCCUCACAGCGAUCUGAGACAGACUCCUUGGAUAUACCACCAGGGGUCUGUAAGUCAGCCAGUGCCCAGAAUCUGACGAUUGAUACCAAUCUCUUGCAUCCUGAUCACAACAGACUUCAUAAAUCUUGGAGCCUAACCUCAACUACCAGCCAUUCUAUGGAGAAUAUACCCAAGGUUAACAGAGCCAACACAGUGAGUUCGAGGCCAAGCCUUUCUAUAAGUGACCAGACCAGGAGUGCUCUCAAAUCUGAGUCAUUUGACAAGGCUGAAAUCUGCCCUUGGGAGGUGGAGCCAGAACAGUCAAGUGACAAGAACCAGAAGCAUGUCACGUAUGCAAACUCUGGGGAUGAUGAGGAAAAACGUCCACCAUCUCCACUUGCACUUGUCUGUCCUUGGGACCAUUUGCCACCUGUAGAAAAGAAGUCUUCUGUGGACAAAGGCCUACAAGGUGAAACCGAGUCCCCCAAGUCUACCGUGUCUACAAGUGCACCUGGUUCUCCGAGAUCAAAGGUUGCAAAGGAUCAGCGUGUUUUCUCUUUCCGCACCACUACAACCGCUAAGUGGCUGACUGUGAAAACAUUGAUGGGAUCAAUUGAUGCAGCUAGCAGGUCCAGCAAGGAUGGAGGCUUAAAUAGAGAAGAUUCUAUUUCGCAAAAAAGUCAGGAAAGUGCUUCAACAACACCAAGGUCAAGACAUCCUAGCAUUGAAAAGAGGUCACUCCAGAAAAGAAGCAUGACAACAGCAGAUGGAAAACCAUGUCUUGUUAAGCAGAAUGCAGUCAGACUCUCUUCUGGGGAUUCCUCUGACAGAAGCCCACGAAGGCUUGUAAUUGUAAAAUCUUCUAUCUAUCCAUGUGAUUCAGAAGAUAUGCAAAAAGAUGGGACAUAUGAACACGUGCUUUUGUCGAGGCAGAGUAGUAAACGUAGUAGUAUAAGUUCUAUAAGCAGCUCCAGAACCCCUUCAACUCACAGAAGAGGUAGUUAUCGAAUUACUCCAACCCGUAAUGUUCCUCAUACAGAUGUAUGUUCACGGGAUAUCGCUAGUGGAGAGGGACUAAAGAAGCAGCAGAGCAUCAAAGCAGAUGUCUGCCCUUGGGAAUCACAGGUAUCUGAACGAUCUAACGUAUGUCCUUGGGAAUCUCAAGAGCAAGCGAACAUGAGAAGACGAGGAAGUGGUUAUGGAGAAGUGGGUCCUUUGGAAUCUCAGGAUAUUCCAGUUGUUUCUCACACUAUCCUUUCUAAAGAUUUACAGGCACAGCAGCCUUUAAAAGGCAUAUUAAACAUAUGUCCCUGGGAGACUUCAGAGUCUCCCCAGCCUUCAGUAAUACAAACUAAUGAAUACGCUAAUGUUUGUCCGUGGGAUAUGCAGGACAAGGUUGAAGGUGUAUACGAAAAUUUAAAUCCUUUAGAAAACAGGGGAACACUGACAGUGCCCCUUCAGCGAGAGGUCAUGAAAGCUGCAAUCUAUCCUGGUGCAUCAAGUAAUGAGCAACAUUACCAUACAAUAUCACCUGCCUCAAACUGGGGUAAAAACAUAAACAAAGCAGCAAGUUCUCCAUGGGAUUUCCCUGAUCCCCCGUCAAUCAAGGAAAAUAUUUGCCCAUGGGAAGGCAGUAACACGGAGCAGACAAAUACAGAAUCAACUCCACAAAUGACAAUAAAGGUACAUAUUUGUCCCUGGGAAAGUGAACAAGACAAUCCAGAAGAUUUAGAAAUAGAUACCUCACUUUUGGAAGCUACUUCAGAACAUACUGAUGGAAAAGACAGCACAAGAGUUAAUGUAUGCCCCUGGGAAACAGCACUACCUGAAAAAACUGCAGCGACCAAAACAAUGUCUCAAGAACUUAAAAAGCCAGCAGAGGUUUGUCCAUGGGAAAUAGAGGAACCAGAAUCAGGAAAGCCAGAGAUCCCCAAAGUUCUGAAAAAGCAAGACAGCACAAAAGCAGAUGUUUGUCCAUGGGAGACUGAAGAAUCAAAAGUUCUGAAAAAACAAGCUAGUGCUCUGGCAAAUGUUUGUCCCUGGGAGACUGAAGACACUAUGGCUGCCAAAAAGAACGAUAGUAUCAAAGAAAAUGUUUGUCCGUGGGAGACUGAAGAACCAAAAGUUCUUAAAAAACAAGAUAGCACUCAGACAGAUGUUUGUCCGUGGGAAACUGAAGAACCAAAGGCUGCCCAAAAGGACAAUAGCACUAAAGAAAAUGUUUGCCCGUGGGAAACAGAAGAACCAAACAUUCUCCAAAAACAAGAUAGUGCUCUGGCAAAUGUUUGUCCGUGGGAAACUGAAGAACCAAAAGUUCUGAAAAAACAAGAUAAAAAUGUUUGUCCGUGGGAAACAGAAGAACCAAAAAUUCUCCAAAAACAAGAUAGUGCUCUGGCAAAUGUUUGUCCGUGGGAAACUGAUGAAACCGUCCAAAAGAAAAGCAUCACUGGAGCAGGUGAAGACAAAAAUGAUAUUCCCAACAGUGACAAGGAUGUCAUAGAAAGUCAGAGCUGCCUUAGUGUCGAAGAAACUCCAGCAGACACAAGCCCUGAGCAAACAGAUGAGUCUAAAGCAAACUUAGCCCUGGGCAGGCGAGAUGCUCUGUGCCCUUGGGAGAUGUUAAGGAGCACAUCUGGCUCAUUCACUGACAAUGCGUCAGAUAUCUUUACAUGGGAGCCAGAGAAUAUUCCAGAGGAAGACGAAGACGACGAUGCCGAGUGUGCUGCUGAAGCUCUUGUAUUCCCACCUGACCUAUAGCUUUAUACUUUUGUAGCUACUGUAGGCUCAGCUAUAGAAGAGCUUCCCUGCAGCUGGCAAAGGCAAAACUUCUUUCUGAUGGAUUAUUAAACAAUAAUUAAAGAGUAGACUUGAUUAAUGAAAUUUGACAAACAGCCGGGCCAUGCCCACAUGUCUAAAAGCCUGGAAGGCUAGACUUGGCUGGACUCUCCAAGUUGUGCAGACCUGACUGAAAAUACAUUUUGUAAUGUACAUACAGAAGAUUUAUGUACCCCAUACAUUUAACACAAAAAGGAUUUUUACAUGAUAGAAGGGCAUGUAAAGCAGUUAGCUGACGUCCAAUGUCUUUGUUUCUGUCCCCCAUGUUAAAUGCAAAUGAUUUUGUGCGUCUUUGAGUGACGUCACUCAAUUUUGCCAUGAGAUCAGUAUAUUGAUGGGUGAGCUAAAAUUAUUACAAAAGCUGAAGUUAAGUCAGCACUACUCUCAAACAAAAGUACAACACUAGGUGUCUACAGAUACGACACUGUGGAAUACUCCUGCCCCAUAAAGAUACACCAGACAACUCAAAGUUUCUUAAAAACUCAUUUGUUCAAACUAAAAUAAAAUACAAACUGUCAAGCAGGAAUACAAUGGACACAGUUACAUUUCAAAAGUAUUGAUAAAACUAUGCAUACUUUUUUGUUUGGGUGACUCAUUUCCUGACUAAAUACUAGUGUUUACUAUUAAAGUGGACCGACUAUGCUUUUAUUUUCGGUCAUGCUCACUGCCACAGUGGAAACUGCCACUCAUAUUUGAACACAAAGUUUUUAAUGGUGUGUGAAAAUUAUUCUGCGAGUCAAUAGCUUGGUUUCAGACAGUUCUAUCUACUGUGCUCAUUAUUUGAUAUCAUUGAGAGGGGCUAUCCCUAAUGUGGUCACCUCAGGCACCCACCAACUGUUUAUACCUUCUGUUGUUGAGGAGCAACUAAUCAAAAGGAAGAUGGUCUAAAAAGAUCAAACAGCUUGUUUCACACAGUGAAUGAACUUAAUCUGAACUCCGGGUCAAAGAAAAACAUUGCAAUCACCACAGAGCUGUUGUGUAAUCACCUUUUGAAAACACUGCAGCUAUUUGAUAAGGCUGAUUACGUUUUUAAGCACAAAUGACUUAAGCCAAAAGUGGUUUGUACCACAGUAGUAAAUAUUCCUUGAUUGUUUAACAGAUCUUGACAAUAUUUUUUUCUUUAAAGACAACAUCUUAUGAUUAUCAGAUGGUCAUCAUUCGCUAAUCACUUCUUCACAUCAAACAAUGCUUUUAAUUUCAGUGUGUGAUAUUAGUGAAUGCUACUUUAAGUUCUGAAUCUCUGCUCACAGAUUUCAGAGUCAG
Molecule: messenger RNA, 7167 nt
Organism: Neolamprologus brichardi
Lineage: Eukaryota; Metazoa; Chordata; Actinopteri; Cichliformes; Cichlidae
Source: RefSeq, a predicted model, not a curated record